Chiloscyllium plagiosum (whitespotted bambooshark) is the source of this 2405-nucleotide messenger RNA. RefSeq names its product ectodysplasin A (gene eda). Gene Ontology annotation, molecular function: tumor necrosis factor receptor binding; death receptor agonist activity; death receptor binding. NCBI's taxonomy places the organism in Eukaryota, Metazoa, Chordata, Chondrichthyes, Orectolobiformes, Hemiscylliidae. Gene Ontology annotation, biological process: immune response; animal organ development. Gene Ontology annotation, cellular component: membrane. The record is from RefSeq and is a predicted model, not a curated record.
UCAGAAGGCAUUUACAUGAGACCCCUCUGCAGCGCAGGAAGUUGCUGCUGCUUAAAAUCAACUGGAUGUUUCUUUUCUCUCUGCGUUGGGCUUUGGUUAAGAAAUGGACGAUUGAUUAUGGUUCAAUGAGGCAAGGGAUCUGGGAUUGAUCCUCAUCGGGAAAAGAUGACAUCGAAAAGUUUCGAAGGCAAGUUAUCAAACUACGGGAAAGAGCUGCCCCCCGCCUGCAGCAACUGUAGGAAGCAGUGCACCAACUGUGGGAUGUUCCUGGGUUUCUUCGCCUUGUCCUUGUGCCUGCACCUGGUCACGCUGCUCUGUUACUUGGAUUUACGCUCCGAGGUGAAACGGGAGCUGAGGCCGCAGAGCAGGAGCGAGGGUUCAGCCGAGCACUCACAGGAUGCUUCCUUUCUGUCGCUGGAGCCGGGCGAGCAGCAUUUCCUGGACAGAGCAUCAGCUGCUGCCGCUGACCGGAUGCCUCGGUUAAAUUACUUCACCACAGAUACUCAAGCACUUCCUCAUGAAGAUCGAGCAGAAGUGGUUCAUCGGGCGAAACGAAGUCAAAACAAAGAACCAGGAGAGAGAGGUGAACAAGCAGUUAAAGGGGAUAGAGGUGUGAACGUGGGUACAGGUAAAAACAAAGGAAAAGGAAAAGGCAAAAAAAUGGGUCCCCCAGGUCCGCAAGGUCCCCAGGGCCCUCCAGGUCCACCAGGACCCCAAGGCCCUCCAGGAAUCCCAGGUAUCCCUGGCAUACCGGGAACAGCAGUGUUGGCGGCACCUGGGCCACCUGGUCCACCUGGCCAGCCAGGACCUCCAGGGCCCCCAGGACCACCAGGCACUUCAGACAAAGCUGCAGAGAGUCGGCCACCAAUGGCAGUGGUGCACCUCCAGGGGCAUGACUCAGUCAUUCAAGUGAAACAAGGUGGUGUUCUGGCUGACUGGGUCCGAUCUUCACUGAGUCAUAAAGUCUUCCGGUUGCACAGCCGAAGUGGACAGCUGGAGGUACUCGUGGAUGGCACCUACUUCAUCUAUAGUCAGGUAGAAGUUUACUACAUUAACUUCACGGAUUUCGCAAGUCACGAGGUGCUGGUGGAUGAUAAGCCAUUCUUACAAUGCACACGUAGCAUUGAGAACCGCAAGUCAAAAUUCAAUACUUGCUACACUGCAGGAGUCUGCCUACUCAAGGCGAGGCAGAAGAUCACAGUCAAAAUGACAUACGAAGAUACGGUCGUUAACAUGAGUCAACACACAACCUUCUUUGGAGCAGUGCGACUAAGUGACUCUCCAUAGAAUGGGAUCCGUGGGACUGCAGAGUGCAUGGGAAAAGAAAAACUGACAAGAAAGUACCCUGAAAGAAAUCACCUAAGGAUGAAAUUGGAGUGCAGUGUUUAGGUGGAGGGGUAAAGAGUUAAAGACCAAAGGGAGUUUGGAGCAGAAUUUCUUUUAUUUACCCAAAUCAAAUAGUUUCCUGUUUUCCUGACAUGCACUUGUGUGAAUAAGCAUAAUUUACUUUGAGUUGUAUUUGGAAGUCAGCAGGACGUGCACAAGUUCUGUCACCCUUGUAGCAAACUCUGUCGUCUGUUUCUCUUGAUGAGUUUAGCACUGCAUUACUAACCAGUUGGAUUCCUGUAGUCCCUCUGGUCCCCAGGAGGGUGGCAUAAUGCAAAUUAUUCAACUGACAUUGAUGUUGCAGCUUUUGGUUCAUUUUGCAAGCAUGAUGGAUAUGCAAACUGAAGGGAGGGAAGUGAGAUACUCUUCAUAUGGAUAAGAGAGAAACAAUAAUAUCUUAUCUUCUGAGCAACCCCGACAUGUGGCCAGAAAUGUGGAAGAAACAUUUGAAAACUGAAACUUAGAGCAAAUGCAUUAAAAUUCUGCAUGAAUGAGGAUAAUAACUGUUUAUGGGAGUGCAAUUGAGGUUUGUCAUGCAGAUUCUGCAUUUUGAAAUACCCUCCUGCUUGCAGUUUUGCACCAUUUCACAUAAGCAUUUCUUUUCUUAUAAUAGAUUUAAAUUUGAGGAGCAUUAAUUCAAGAGUCUGAUUAGUGAGAAAAUGAUCAGCCCUGAAGUUUUCUGUGCAAAGAUGGAAUUGUUUUAAAAUACAUUAGGACAGAUUCUCAGCUUACUAUUUGGAUAUGCAAAUCAGGAUGGGCACCUAAGCAACCAUACCAGUUUACUUCCCUCAUUAUUCAUUCAUUGGCUGCCAGCAUUGGCAUGGAUCUGUUUUUAUUGCCCAUCCCUAACUGGCUUGGAAAAAAAACUAAUAUUCACACAAUACCAGGUUAUAGCCCAAUUGGUUUAUUUGGAAGCUUUCAGAGAGUUGCUCCCUUGUCGGGUAGCAGGUGGAGCAGGAUCAUAGGAUCAAUUUAUAAAGCUUGCACUUUCAAAUAAACCUGUUGGACUAUUACCAGGU